AUGACAGACGUUUCAUACGAAAUUGACGAUGAACUUGGCGACACACUUACCGUCACAGUAUGUCUUGAUGAAGACAUACCAGUAGAGCCACAGCCUCGACCACGAAACUUUGAAGAUGAUCUGACAUUAUUUAAUGAACAGAUUGGUCCACCGACAAAAGCCGACGAUGUAGAAUUUCAUGUAGAUAGUAAUGCACAUUGUAGACAUAUACCAGUACAAGCGGCCAGUAUUAUAGAGUUGAGGUUGAAUCCACCAGCCAUAGGAUCGAUGAGGAACUGGGAGUACUUGGCCAUGCUGUUGGGUAUGAGUAUGGAAGAAAUCGUUGGGUUUCGGUAGGUCUUUAUUGGAUUAUUCUCAUUUGGUUUAGUAGAGGCACAGUAUUAGUUGAACAAGGACGGGGUUAAACAAAAUAUUUUUACUUGGAUAAAGGAAACGUCACUGUAUGAGUAAAAUAAUAUUUUUAGACGAAUCGAAAAUCCGAUGGCCAAACUUCUUCAGAAAUUUGCAAAUUUAACCUUGAACAGCUUUAUCAGAGCUUUAAAAGAUACGAAUAGAAUAGAUGUUCUAAUACUUUUACAGCCUUUGAUCAAUUCUAUCGAUACAAAUAAAUUAGCUUUGGCUGCUGGAGCUGAUUCAGGACAAUUUGACAACGCUGACACUUCAAGUUACAAUGAACUUGCUGGUAAGCGAUUUAUUUUUGUUUUGCUUAGCUUAUAUUGAGGUAUAUAGCAAUGGUAAGGUUUGAAAAGCUUGUGAGACUUUUUAUAUUAUUUGAAAAAGUCUAAAAAGCUAUUUUUAUUCCACAGAUAUUAUGAUUUUUCUAUCAUUUUUAUUACUGUAAACCAUUUCAAACUAAUGUUUCAGGACCCUCAUUAUUCCCACAAACCAUUCCAAGGCCUGUACUUGAACAAAAAGCUUUUAAAAUACCAGAGAAUUACAUUUUUGUGACUCACCAUGAAGCUCAAGAUAAGUCUCCAGAAAGCAAACACAUCAGGAAGUACUUCCGAUCAUUUAUGGCCAAUUUAAAGGACAUUGGAAACAAAAACGGCACACAGAUUUUGGACAUUGAAGAUUGUUUAGACAUACCCAACUUGUACACUACGAUGAUGGAGAUAUUUAGGUAAUACUCCGAAUAGAAAAAAAGGUUUGGUUAAUAUAUGACUUGAAGGAUAGGUUAAUAUGUGAAUUGUUGAUUGUAAAUGAAGGUUACAGUUGAAGUUUUGCCCUUGUAGUAACAUGUUGAAUACUUUUUUAAACUUUAAAUAUUUUCAGCAAAGCCAGACUAAUAUUAUUGUACGUAUCAUCAAGCUACUUCCAAGAUGUUCAUCAGCCGAGGUCUGUAGCUCCACCAAAUCAAAAGACAAAACUCAAGAAAUACGUAGAAGAGUUGAUUGGAACAGAAAGUGCAGAGUCGGGAAACAGUCGAUUUAUGGUGGUCUUGACGAAUCCAGAAGACGAAAAAUAUCGACCGGUAGGAUGGGCGAGGAACACUAUUUACUAUGAGUUCCCAGCCAAUUGGAAUCAGAUUUGCAGCAAAUGUUUUGGGGGCAAAUAG
Molecule: messenger RNA, 1555 nt
Organism: Bursaphelenchus okinawaensis
Lineage: Eukaryota; Metazoa; Nematoda; Chromadorea; Rhabditida; Aphelenchoididae
Source: the annotation of a GenBank genome assembly